Molecule: messenger RNA, 3285 nt
Organism: Dreissena polymorpha
Lineage: Eukaryota; Metazoa; Mollusca; Bivalvia; Myida; Dreissenidae
Product: battenin-like
Exons: 14
Coding region: 336-1550 (404 amino acids)
Cellular component (GO): membrane
Source: RefSeq, a predicted model, not a curated record
AAGCUCUCGUAAUUGAAGAUUUAUCACGAGAUGCGGAAACUUUGGGGUGUACAAUUUACUUUAAAAAUAGUAAUUUAAAUGUGUAAGUUUUUAAACGUAGCAUCCAAACUAAAAACAUAAAGUAAAAGAAACUGCAUUUAAAACUCUGGUCAGACCUCAAAUAGAAUACUCGUCUCCAGUCUGGUCGCCAUGCACUAAACAAAACAUCAACAAAAGGGGAGUUCAACAGCAUCCGAAGAUAGAAGAUAGAUAGUUUUCUCACAUUAAUUUGGAACAGUGGAAUGAUGCAAAAUUUAUAACUUGAUUGAAACGCCACUGCUGACAAAUUUCUCAGAAUGUGCCAUCGGAACUGGAUUGGGCUGUUUCUCUUGGGGACCAUUAAUAACCUCCCAUAUGUGAUAGUGACCUCUGCAGCCAACACAAUUGCAGACAGUUUUGGGAAGAAAAACUUGAUUGGACUUGUGUUUGGUGCAAAUGUUGCAUUAUCGGUUGUUGUAAAAACAAUAAAUGGUGCCUUUAUGCUGAAAGUUCCCUACGGCAUACGAUAUGUGAUCAACACUGUGCUGAUGCUGAUAGGGCUAUUUGGAGUGGCUUUUGCUCCAAGUUUCUGGUUCUCUCUAGUUUGCAUUGUUUUUGUGGGUGCAAGUUCUGCCUUUGGAGAAAACGUUGCUCUUGGGUUCCUGCGGCUGUUUCCCAGCAAGAUGGUGAACGCUUGGUCAAGUGGAACCGGCAUGGCUGGCGUGCUGGGAUGUGUGAUCUAUAUCACCUUUGGAUGCGCGGUGGGUGCUGGUGGACAAAAUACGGAGAAAUUGAGACACCUUACCCAGUACGCGUUUCUCUUGACUAGCCCUGCAGUGGCUGUGUACUUGUUUGCCUACUUCCUUGUUAUACGGGUACCGGCAGAGAAGAGAAAUGAGGAGUAUGGUUCCCAUAGCAAUGAAGAGCAGGAACCAAUCUUAGGUGGUAGCCAUUCUGUACAGGGUAAACCAGAUACCGCAGAUCCACCAAUGGUCUUACCAAUUACCCCUCCUGAAACAAAGCUGAGGCGUAUAUGGCGAUGCUUCAAGCUAGUGAGAUGGCUGUCGGUCAAUCUGUGCGUAGUGUACCUGUUCGAGUAUGUGGCCCAGGGUUGCGCCGCCAAGGUCAGACCCAAGGACGAGUACCACAUAGGUUGUCCAGAGCUGUAUGCAGGCCUGUCACUGUGCUACCAGGCGGGCGUGUUUGUAUCAAGAUCCUCCGUUCAACUUGUUCAAAUCAAGAGGGUGGAUAUUCUCUCAGUUCUACAGUUCUUCAACAUGGUGCUGUGGGUCAUUGAUGUACAUUACAAGUUCUUACCUGUGUGGAGCCUGCCCGCCCUGAUGAUCUACGUUGGGCUCCUGGGCGGAGCAUCCUAUGUGAACAUCUUCUACUGGCUGCUCAAUGACCCCAAGUACCCAGAUCAGGACCGAGAACUCUGCAUCAACAUCGCUGCCAUAUUUAUAACUGUCGGGAUCAUAUCUGGUACAGUCUUUGAGACGCUUUUGUUUUCCACAUGGCUGAAGGACGACUAGCCGGGACUAGCCGUUGGAAGAGGCCCUUGCUCAGGGCAUGGGUCACUGGUGGAAACAUGGCAUGACUGUUGUAACCUCGCUGGGUCACUGGUGGACACAUGGCAUGACUGUUGUAACCUGGGUCACUGAUAGACACAUUGCAUGACUGUUGUAACCUCGCUCUGGGAAAACAGAGCUUAAUGUUUGUGUGUAUUGCAAAAGCUGAUCUGGGACAACACUUUCUGUCUAAACUGGAUUUUGGUGUAAAAGAGAUAUCCUUUAAACAAAAAAAUUCAUAAAGGCGGAAAUUGUUGUUUCUGAUUACCGUGUGCUCACUGCACAGGCUGAUCAAUGAUGACACUUUACGCACAUUAUUAAGCCCAGUUAUCCCAAAACAAAGCUUAUUAUGUGUGAUGUUUUUAACUUUAUAAAUUUCUGUGAUAAUUUGAGAAAUCCCUCGCCCAUCCCGUAUUUGAAGUAUACACCAAGAAAGUGUAGAUGAGAAUAGGCUUUAAUUUGUGAUAUCAUCAAGAGAAAUAUAUUUUAUGAAAAGGUUUAUAUAUUUAUUGGUUAUUUGUUAUUGAUUUCUUUGCAUUCAUUUUGUUAUGAAAACAAUAUAUGUUUUUAAACUUUUUUAAACUUUGUCAUUUACAUUUUAGCUUUUGAAUUGUCAUUAUUCAAGUACAUCUUAUGAUAUAGUCAUUGACAAGUUUAUCGGAUGUCAUAAUUGUUAAUACAGUAGAAUUGCAAUAACUUGAGCUGGCGAUUUCUCAAAAACUGGCAAUAACUUGAGCUUUAAAGGCAGUCCCUAACAUUUUCCUUUAAUUUCUAAAUAAAAAUACCCGCAAUAACUCAAACAUGCGAUUUUCGAUAACUCGAGGAUGUGUGCUGGUCCCUGAAAGGCAUUUCACACCUAAUUAACAAGCAAUUAUUCGAAGACACGUCCUCGUCUGAUUGAUGCUUAAAAUAUUUGAGUUGUGAAAACAGCGCAAUCAAGCAGACAAAAGACGCUUGAUUAGGUGUGAAGUUAGUCGCAGUUUGAGAAACACUGCAAAUUGUCAUCCUUUGAGAUGCAGAUAAAAGCUACACAGUUUUAAUGAUUAUUCAAUAAAUACCAGCAAUCGAUAAUUAUGAUAAAAUGUAUGGUAUAAAAGAGAGCGUAGCAGAUAAUACAUCGGAAUCCAUGUGGUGAUCAUGUUGAAUUGCGUGUUUUUUUUCAUGCCCAUGUACGUACAUUGUAAAGGAAGCGUUUGCGGUCAGAAGUUAAGCAUUACCAACCAAAACAGUGAAAACAAUACCAUGGCUUACUCGAAACCUGCGAUAACUUGAGCAUUGUGGUCAGUCCCGUGCGACCUCGAGUUAUUGCAGUUUUACUGUAAAUAUAUUUUUGAAAUAAUUUAUUAAAACUGAAUGACAAAGUGGCUUUCAAAUAAAUGCAAUAUUAAGUGUUUUUUGUAUUAUUGGACUGAUAUAUGUAUAGCAACAUUGAAUGUUUUCACUGUACAAUCACAAUUAAAGCAAAUUGUACACUGACCACUUUAUUAAUGUUUAAAUGUGAUAUGAGCAAGAUAAAAAAACUAUAUAUAAUAAGAUUUAUAAUUGAUAUAAUUUAUCAGCAUUACAAGAUAAGUCAAAUAUAAAAAACCAUGCACAAUUUCAGCCCAAUUGUUCAUUCUUAUUUUGCAAACACGUGCAAUAUUGUUAGAUGUAAAAUCAUUAUGUAUUCAUGUAAAAAGAAAUACAUGUAUAAAUAUUA